AUGGAAUCCACGCGCCUUUCUCAGGGUUUGUUGCAGCCAGUGGCAUCCCGGGUGCUGCCGCGUCUGUGGCAGCAGCACCGGCAGCCAAUGCAACGGACAUUCAAGAAUCAGAUGCCUCAGAUGCUGCUGAGACAGCACGCGGCGCAACAGUAUCAGAAGAUUCUGCGGUAUAAGGGCAGCAGUUCCUGUUGCUGGAUGUUUUCGGGCACACCGCGGCUUUUGACAGGGCGGAACGCUGAGCUCUCUGCAGCUGUUGCGCCGGGCCCCCGAUUUGCUGUUGCAGCUGCUGCUGCAGCUUGCGGAGGUUCGCGUGGGUUGAGCUCCUUCUGCCGCCAUCCAUUUUCCCCAGAAGGCCUGCGCAUAAGCAACAGCGGGUGCAGGAGUGGUAGCAGCAGAAGCAGCAGCAGCAGCUUGAGAGAAGCUCGUUCCGGGCUCUGCUCCCCUUCGCAUGCGGUGGAGCCCGUCGGUGGGGCUCCAGAGGACUUGGCCAGCGAGGCUGUGGAUUUGAAUUCAUUGUGCAGUUCAGUGGUGAAGGUGUACAGUGACUUUACGGACCCCAACUACGCUCUGCCGUGGCAGAUGCAGAGGCAAGGCAGCAGCACGGGAAGCGGCUUCAUCGUCCAUCCUUCAGCGGGGGGGGGCGAACGCAUCAUCCUCACCAAUGCCCACUGUGUGGCCUGGAACAACCGACUGCACAUUAGAAAACAUGGCUCGCCGAUCAAGUUUCCCGCCAGAGUGCUAGCUGUUGCUCACGAGUGCGACUUGGCAGUCCUUACUGUAGACAACGACGAUUUCUGGGCAGACACGCAAGGCCUUCUCUUUGGAGAGAUACCAGCCUUGCAGGAUGGGGUGAUCGUGUUGGGUUAUCCGCGCGGAGGAGAUAAUCUUUGCAUAACUUCAGGGGUCGUCAGCAGAGUGGACGUUAACACCUAUGCCCACUCCAAUACAGCGCUGCUUUGCGUGCAAAUUGACGCGGCAAUUAACCCCGGCAACAGCGGCGGACCCGCUCUGAAAGGCGGCCGCGUGGUGGGCGUUGCGUUUCAAGGCUGCGAGGCCUCGGCGGCGCAAAACGUAGGUUAUAUUGUGCCCUGGAACGUCGUGCGUCAUUUGUUCAUAGACCUCAGCAGACACCGCAGAUACACGGGCUUCCCAGCCGCUGGGGUCCUUUUUCAGCAGCUGGAAAACGAGUGCAUGCAACAGAAGCUCGGCGUCUCGAAGCUCAAGACAGAGGACCUCCCGCAAGGUGUCACUGCCAGUGGGAUCCUUGUCACGGCAACUGACUCGGUUCGGUCUCGCAACUUCCUUGAAAGGGCAAAGAUCGCUGCAGAGAAGCUCGAAAACACAGGAGCACUAGCAGAAUUGGUUGCAAAAGAGGCAACCGCAGCACUGCAAGGAGCUGCCGCACCUGCUGGUUCCCCACCAGGGGCAUCAGCAACAGUGGAAUCCGAAGAGGUUUCUAGAGGGUCACCAGAGGAGACGUCGUGGGGGGAAAGUGGCCCUUGCGAAGAUGGCCCUUUGGCCGACCCGUCGGUUGUUGUGCGCGAGGCUAUAGCGGCAGUGGACGCAGAAGCAGCAGCAGCUGCUGCUGCUGGCAAACCUUUGCCCUCACCAGCAGAACGGAAGGGUUUGCUGCACGGGAUACUCGAGCAGAAGAUCGGCCUGCGACCGGAGGACGUGGUGAUGGCCGUUGACGGUGCUGAUGUGGCUGGAGAUGGUACGGUGCAUUUCAGAGGCAUGGAGCGCGUUAGCGUCUCCCACGUUAUUUCGGAGAAGUUCAUGGGCGAGACGCUUUCCGUAACCGUCCUUAGGAACGAGAAAGUGCAGAAUGUCUUGGAUGAAUUUGGGCCUAAGUUUCAUGAACGAGCCCCAAGCUCGCUCUUGCGGCCUCUAUCGGAUGUGUUCGCCACGGUGGAAGGAGAGGAGCCCAUAGUGCUGGCGCAGAUCUUGGCAUCCGACCUGACCAGCGGCUACAGCCUGCGUAACUGCCUCCUCUCCACCGUAGACGGAGUGAAGGUGACGAACCUUCGCCACUUGGCACAGCUCUUGGGGAUCACACCACGAGAUCAGCAGGACCGGGGUCAGCAAGAGCGGAAUCAGCAGCAACGGCAUCCAAACGAGUUCGUUACGUUUGUCCUGGAAGAGAAACUGCAGGUGGUGCUGCACAGAGGCAAGGCCGAAGCCAUGCUCCCUGAAAUUUUAAAGCAGCACGCUAUUCAUCGGCAGACAAGCGACAACUUGUGA
Molecule: messenger RNA, 2241 nt
Organism: Eimeria acervulina
Lineage: Eukaryota; Apicomplexa; Conoidasida; Eucoccidiorida; Eimeriidae
Exons: 9
Coding region: 1-2241 (746 amino acids)
Biological process (GO): proteolysis
Molecular function (GO): serine-type endopeptidase activity
Source: RefSeq, a predicted model, not a curated record